Messenger RNA from Saitoella complicata NRRL Y-17804, 2232 nucleotides. RefSeq lists its product as uncharacterized. NCBI's taxonomy places the organism in Eukaryota, Fungi, Ascomycota, Saitoellomycetes, Saitoellales, Saitoellaceae. The record is from RefSeq and is a predicted model, not a curated record. The transcript has a single exon. Gene Ontology annotation, molecular function: DNA-binding transcription factor activity, RNA polymerase II-specific; RNA polymerase II cis-regulatory region sequence-specific DNA binding. Gene Ontology annotation, biological process: regulation of transcription by RNA polymerase II. The coding region runs from base 1 to 2232 and encodes 743 amino acids.
AUGGAAUACUUCCAAGAACCAAAAUCCCUGGACCAGCACCAAGUCGCACAAGCAAUCCACCUCGCCCAACAACAACGACAUACCCCCCACCCGCACCACCAACAAUUCCCAAUUGAUCCAACAUUACAACAUGAAUACGCUUCGUACGCUGCGUCGAUGGAGGGAGCCGGGGAGGGGGGACACGAGCAGCAGGGCCCGUUUGGGGAUGAGGUGAAUGUGAAUGUGUUUCAGGAUGUUACGCCAUUACAACAGGCUGCGGUGUCGUUACAGCAGCAUCACCAAGCGUCACCGCAGAUCGGGCAAGAUCAACCACCAGUCCAAGUCCAAACGCAACCACCUCUCUCCGCCGCUUCCACCACCGGAACAGCACAUGGCACCCCCGUCCCACCCCCAGCACAACUCCAAGCCUCACUAAUAUCCGCGCCCGCGCCCACACCCGAUAUGACGAGUGUCGACGUCGACACCCUCGAACUUCGCCGCAUAGCCCAAGACUCCCUCUCCCAACCCCUCUCCUCCCUCGCCGAAUCCGUCCGUCUAACAACCCACACCCCAACCUCCGAACGCCACCGCCAGAUCUUCGGAAUGUCAUACCUCCUCCGCACAUGCGACCCCGCACCCCCCGAAAUCGCGGUGCCGAGGAAUAGGAUAUAUGCACGCUAUGUAGCGGUGUGUGCGGGGGAACGUAUGAAACCGUUGAAUCCGGCGAGUUUUGGUAAGUUGGUGAGGGUUGUGUUUAGGGGGAUUAAGACGAGGAGGUUGGGGGUUAGGGGACAGAGUAAGUAUCAUUAUUGUGGGAUUAGGUUGAGGGGGGAGGAUGACGUCCCACGGUCUGAGGAUGAUGAUGAUGAGGGGAUGGAGAGGAGAGGAGGACAGAUGAUCGAGAUUGGUGAGGGAGGGGAUAUGGAUGUUGCGAAUGGGCAGUUUUUGGGGUAUCAUGAUUAUUAUCUGCAUUUCCCACCUGUUGCUGGGUCGGGGAAGGCGGCGGCGAAGGAGGAGCAGCCUGCGACGGGGUCACUGACCACCGCUCCAGACGGCGGACUGCCAUCAUCUUCAUCACGGUUCACACUACCACAGAUCCAAUCUUACCUCCCAACCGAAGGCCACGAUCCAGACCUCGUUGGGAUAUUGGUGGGGCUAUAUAGCGCACACUGCUCUCAACUCAUCGAAUCCGUUCGCUUCAUGCGGCUCAAACAGUUUCUGACGAGUAUGGCGGGCUUCCAGUCUGGACUGACCAUGCCCGUUCAACGACUUUUGUGUGGAAGUGAAGGGUUGAGACGAUGGGUGAGUAGAGCGGAUUUGGGGAUGUAUAAGGAGAUCGUCAGAUUACUUGCGCCAUUAGCACUACAAGUCGUGCCACCACCCGUGUUGGCGUCGCUGCGGGCGUUGAGCUCUACGCUCCCGGGGCAUCUGAGGGCGAGUUUAGUAGCAUGCUGUCCCCCCGACUUCAUCGAGGCAAAAGCGAAACCAGCGGAGGCGUUCGCACGGCUUCUGGGACGGUUGUUGAGGGUGAAUGAUACAGCGCACGCCGCGGCACGGUUUUUGGUCAAUCCGGCGGAUCGGGAGUUGAUGAGGGUUGAUUGGGUGCGGUUGGUUGAUAUUAGGGGGAUAGUAGAGAGGGAGGUGCCGAUGUGUGGGCAGGAUGCUGUGAGGAGGGUGUUGGAAGAGGAGAUCCCGGCACUACUUGCGGGUGUUGAUUUGAGUCUUCCGAGGGGGGCGGGUGAGGGGGGACAGUUGCAGCCAGUUCAGCAGCAUACGAGUUCGGAUGUGUUGGAGCAUUGGGCAUCGUACCUCACGCGCUUACCGAGUAGGUUUCCGAGGGUGAGUCCAAAGUUGUUUUUACUUGUGAUGGGGGCGGUGAUGAGUGCUGCGUUAAGGGAUGUUACGGUGGGUGGUGGUGAGGGGUUUGGAGCGUGGUGGGUUGUGAGGUGUUGGGUUGAUGAGUUCGUGGGGUGGAUUGGGGAGAAGGGGGGAUUCUUGAAUUUGGAGGCGGUGGAGCAUCCGGGGCCGAGGAGACGGGAGACAGUAUUACAGAAGGAUGCACCUGGAGAGGAAAGCAUGGGGGUGAGAGAAGGUGAGGGGGAGAAUGAGCAUGAAGAUCAAGAGGAUGCCGAGAUGGAAGGUGAAGGAGAGGGAGAGGAUGCAGGAAAUGAGAACAGAGAGAUGGAUAGCAUUUACGCUUCAGUAACGAAGCUGGACGAGGACUUUGAUGGCCAGGAUACACAGGAAGCAUAA